Gigantopelta aegis is the source of this 450-nucleotide messenger RNA. Its product is annotated as ubiquilin-like. Gene Ontology annotation, cellular component: cytosol. The record is from RefSeq and is a predicted model, not a curated record. Gene Ontology annotation, biological process: ubiquitin-dependent protein catabolic process. Gene Ontology annotation, molecular function: polyubiquitin modification-dependent protein binding. Lineage: Eukaryota; Metazoa; Mollusca; Gastropoda; Neomphalida; Peltospiridae. The transcript has 5 exons. Bases 1 to 450 code for a protein of 149 amino acids.
AUGGCGGAGAAGGAAGAACAUCCAGAUACAAAGAUAACCCUUAAUAUCAAGUCGACUAAACAGAAACUAGACAUUGAGAUACAGCCUUCACAAACUGUAAAAGAAUUGAAGGAUAAUUUGAAGGAGAAACUACAAGAUGGUAUUACAGGAGAGCUAUGCUUAAUAUUUGCUGGCAAAAUUUUAAAAGAUGAAGACACACUGAAUCUCAUAGGUAUUCUCUCUAAUCCCGAUGCACUGCAGUCUCUGUUGACUUCAAAUCCUCAAAUACAACAGUUAAUGGAGAGUCUACCAGGAGGAUUUAAUGCUUUGGCAAGGAUGUAUUCUGAAAUCCAGGAACCAAUGAUGGAUGCAGCACAAGAGUCUAGGUACUCAACUAGUGGUGGUAGCGAGAGUAGUAAUAACAGUGGAGAGGAGGAGGAGGAGGAGGACAGUCUGAUUUUGGUUCUAUGA